AUGCAAGGACUUAUAGUUUAUCCUGGAAUAGUAGAUCAUCACCAUUUACAAGAAAUCCAGGUCCUUUGCUCCUGCCCUCAAGGAAUUUUCUCCAUUACAUCGGGAGAUAGAAUUGCACAAAUGAUCUUGUUGCCCACAGGGAGAGAGGAAAGAACACAAACACAUGGAUGCAAUCGUAUGGGUUCUUCUGGCCAAGAUGCAGCAUACCUAAUUAUGCCACUAAACAAUAGACCCACGCUGCAUUUAACAAUCAAUGGUAAGGGUUUUCAGGGAAUUAUGGAUACAGGGGCCGAUAAGAGCAUCAUCUCCUCACAUUGGUGGCCCCGGGCCUGGCCUGUAGAUAAAUCUUCCCACUCGUUACAGGGCCUGGGGUAUCAAUCAUUUCCUACAAUCAGUUCUACACAAUUGGAGUGGCAGACUCCGGAGGGGCAGAGGGACCUAUUUACCCUUUAUGUCCUUCCAUUACCAGUCAAUCUUUGGGGGAGAGAUGUUCUUUCAGAAAUGGGCCUGACCUUAACAAAUGAGUAUUCUACACAAACUUUUAAAAUCAUGAGUAAAAUGGGUUACAAAAACGGGAAGUGUCUGGGGAAAAAAGGAGCAGGGCAGACUCGAACCUGUUCCCCACCAUGGUAA
Molecule: messenger RNA, 633 nt
Organism: Mus caroli (Ryukyu mouse)
Lineage: Eukaryota; Metazoa; Chordata; Mammalia; Rodentia; Muridae
Source: RefSeq, a predicted model, not a curated record